This is a messenger RNA of Hypoxylon fragiforme, 1872 nucleotides long. RefSeq lists its product as uncharacterized. The record is from RefSeq and is a predicted model, not a curated record. The transcript has a single exon. The coding region runs from base 1 to 1872 and encodes 623 amino acids. NCBI's taxonomy places the organism in Eukaryota, Fungi, Ascomycota, Sordariomycetes, Xylariales, Hypoxylaceae.
AUGCGUCGGACAUCAAGCGUGGGAUUAACGCUGCCAACCGACCCAUACUCCGUCGUCGCAGCUACCGGCAAUCCCUUCAUCUCACUCCACAUUCCCGACUCUGCUUCUUCCCAACCUCACCCGUCAAAAAGGGUCCUCGACGUACACGGCUUACCGCGUUCCACAAGAUGGCUAAUUUCACGUCCAAAAACUUCUUUUGUUGCACGGAAUGACCGUUUGUCACCUUUCCCCUCCAUGGAUCGAUCUCACCCUCUCGAGUCUAUGCGUUCAGUAAUUCGAAAUGCUCUUCCAAAUAUUACUGUCGAGUCUAUCAAUCCAUUGCCAUCAUGUCGACUCCUGCGGUUCUUCAGUGUUAAGGUCUCGGAUGGCAGGACACUAAUCCUCAGUCUGCCACCACCUCCCACACAGAGACUACUCCGGUCAGAGAGGUCUACAAACCUCUCAGAAACAUUGGUAACCAAGUGGCUUCUUGAGACUGUGCUAGAAAAUCCUGCCCAGGCUAGACAUCUUGUCCCUGAGAGCACUGAUAUUCCUAGGCAAAUCAAAGGGGAACCGCAUAAGGAUGAACAGAGAGCACGCCUCGAAGGGACAGAAGGCUCGAGAAGGGAUCUGCUCAGGUUCCUUCCCGUCCCCAUCAUCCACUCGCCCUCAUCAGCAGAGUUAGGUUCUCCUUUCAACAUAUUCGAGCCAACGGGAGGGGUCUCUAUAUCCGAACUCCUGGCACCUUUAACGCCAUCCGAGAAAAAGGGGGUGGACUUUCAACAGGGUCAGUUUGUGCGAUGGAUCUCGGGGUUCACAUCACCGAAUAAGUCUUUCGGGCGAAUCGUAGCGGUAUUAAACCCAGAACCACCGUCUACCGAUUCAUCUGGAACGCAACCGGCUGGCUUUGGUGUCCAUGGUGCUGAAAGCUGGAGACAUACUUUCCACUCUUUAUUAGAAGGUGUAUUAAGAGACGCGGAGGAUAUGGCCGUGGCCAUCAGCUACGAGCCAAUCAGGGGUUACUUUAACAGGUUGGGCCACUUCUUGGAUGGUGUGACCACUGCUCGACUAGUUAUACUGGAUGCGAGCGAUGAAUCCAAUAUUCGAGUAUCAAGAUCAACUAAAUUCAACAGUAAGGAGCACGACACAAACCCGCAACAGCAACCAUCUAGCCGAGAAACGGAACGGGGAGAGAAUAGAGCCACGACUGAGGAACGGAUAGAAGGACGGAACCAAGGAGGCGAGGGAAGAAGGCUAUCUGAAGCGCGGCAACCAACCAUUUCCGUCACGGGUCUUUGCGACUGGAGCAAUUGCAUCUUUGGCGAUCCCCUUAUUGCCGAAGUAUUCAGCCAGGGACCUUCGAGCGAGUUUCUGCGCGGUUUCCGAAACGUCCGAGGACUAGAUACUUCUCCCGACCCGAGAAGUCGUGGAGAAUCCGAGAGCAAUGAAGAUAUUCUCAUUGAGGAUUACGAGACCGCCCAUAUUCGCCUGUUGUUGUACGAGUGUUACCACGCUACGGUAGGCGUGGUGAAGCAAUUCUACCGACCGGGUCCCAAUAGCAGCGACCGCGAGAUCGUAGCACGUAAGCGCUUAGCAGCCGCGCUGAGGAAACUCGAAGACGUGGAUGAGGACGCAGCAGUAAAGAGGCCGAGAAGGCCCAGUGCCAACGUGGAGGCGUGGCCCGUCAAGAAGACGAAAGGGAAUACGGAUACGGAUACGGAUAAUCGUAGUCCUAGUCCUAACGCGGAAAGCGAUCAUGAGAUCGAGAAAACAUCAACAGCCGAUGUAGGCAAAACGCCAGGAGCAAGAGGCGGAGGUUCAUCGAGAAGAACAAGCGAGGCAAUACAAGGCACGCGCAAUGUGUUGGUGGGCCACGGGAAAAGAGAAACAUAA